AUGUUUGAUGAAGACUCCCAAAGCGAAAUUUCCCCUAAAGAGCAACAACUCCGUAUGUUCAAAAACACAGCCCUAGGCAAAAUGUUUUCUCGAUCUUACCUAACUGAUUCAAAUGAAAUUGUAAAACUCCUCAAACAAAAGCGUCAGCAAGCAAAUGAAAUUGAUAUCCAAGCCUUAUCAAUGCGAUCACAAAUGCCUCACCAAAUCCCAGAAGCCUCACAAAUAGACCGACAACGUACCUAUAGAAUGCCUACAAUUAGAAAAUCUCCUUUCAGGCAGCUUGAAUCUCCAAUAAAGCCUCAGGAUUUUGAAGAAGCUCCCUCAGUCCAUGAAGUAAUUAACCAUUAUGACGAAAUUCCUGACGAAUCCGAUGUCUAUUGAAGUAAAAUUGACUCAAUAGGCUGAAGGCCUGAAACCCGUCAAGAAGCCACAUUGACAUCAAUUGGAGCAAAACUGUAUUUAAUUGGUGGAGUAAGCCGAAGCAUUAAUAGUGAUAUUAAUGUAUAUAAUACAGUAAAUAAAAGGUGGGAAAAACUAUAUCCAGGUGGCUGCGAACCUGACCCAAGAUUUGGACAUAACGCUUUAGAAUAUAACGGAGCCAUCGUAGUGUUCGGAGGAGGUACCAAUUUUAAUACGGUCCACAAACUGAGAGAAUGCUUAAAUGGCGUCAAAGUGUAUUCACCUCAGAAAAAUGAUUGGACGUAUAUAAAAACCCAAGGCACUUAUAUAGCGACCAGAAAAUACCAUUGCGCGUCUAUUGCGGGGAAACAUAUGUUUAUUCAUGGAGGACUGAACCAAAAAAACAAUUUAUUAGCUGAUGCUGCUGUACUAAAUUUAGUCAACAAUAAUUGGAAAACAAUCGAAAUUAAAGGAAAUGGGCCAAAGGAAAACGCAUUUCAUACAGCUGCCACUAUACUUAAUAGUGACCAAUUUGGGAGUUAUAGCAUUUAUAGUAUUCCGAUCUCUAUACAAUCAAAAAUUAAAAUGCCAGGAAUUUAUGUAUUUGGAGGGAUAGGCCCUGACAAAAAAGCCCAUAGCAAUUUAUGAGUGUUAAAUGUAGGAGCGAGGCCGCUUUUUUGGUCAACACCUUCAACACAAGGAAUUCCACCAUCCCCUAGAUUCCUCCACAGUAUGGUUUAUAAUGACAGAUUGAAUUCUCUAGUUAUUUUUGGUGGAAGAAUUGAUGUAGCCAAUACAACGAGCUAUACUUGCUUUAACGACGUCUAUUUAUUAAAACUUGACAAUUUAUUAUGAAUUAGAGUCAAUGUCCUAGGAAGCAUCCCAACCCCAAGAUCAGGGCAUUGCAUGGCAAGUUCUGGGUCAAGAAUUUAUAUAUUUGGAGGGGUCAGUAAUACAUGCUACUGCAGCAGCGAUAUUUAUAUGCUUGAAAUUCAUCCGAAAAUUGUUAAACAUUUGUAUGAUGAUGAGGAAAAGAAAAGGGUGCAUGAAAAAAAUGUGGAGAUUUUUAGAGCUAAUCGAGUUUUGGGGAAAACACAUGAAGAAGGAUGAAUGCAGAAGCAUAGGUCACAGUCAAGUGAUGUGGUGAGAAGAAAUCAUAUGCUACAUAAAAAUGAUGCAAACCAGGUUUUCAAAAAAGCGGGGACUGCGAUUUUGAAUGAGUCACUGCUUUAA
Blepharisma stoltei is the source of this 1632-nucleotide messenger RNA. Lineage: Eukaryota; Ciliophora; Heterotrichea; Heterotrichida; Blepharismidae. The record is from the annotation of a GenBank genome assembly.